Messenger RNA from Spirometra erinaceieuropaei, 11625 nucleotides. The record is from the annotation of a GenBank genome assembly. Lineage: Eukaryota; Metazoa; Platyhelminthes; Cestoda; Diphyllobothriidea; Diphyllobothriidae.
AUGCACGGCAGCGUCUUUUAUACUUGGCGUAAACGUGUACCCAAAUCUUCCGAUUCUUCGAGAAUCCAUGCGGGACCUUCUGUCUGCUGGCCAAAAGUUUGGUUUGAUUGCUAUAUUUUUCUUGUAAUUGAAGGUCUGUAUAAUCUUUUGGCAGAAAAGACAACUGGGCUCACGUUCUUCAGCCAUUAAGAGCCUGUUGAUCCGACCAGACUGUAGGAUUAACGCCCCCUACCCAGUUUUGACUAUGUUACCCCCAGCCACGGCCAGAGCCCUCGGAGGUUGUCAUAAGUCCACAGGCGAGCGAUAGUGAACAGGGAUAUUGUCGACAGCUGAAAGAUCAACACAGUUAUUUCGGGCGAAUUUGCAGGUAUCUGGACGCUGGAAUUCAGCAAAACUGACUCGACUCUGGCUGGCUGAGAACUGCCAAACGAUCCCAAAUCAUAAUAAUUUUUAUCUCGUCAUUAUCGGUGUACCUGUCUGCUAUCACAAUUUUGCUGAAAAAGUGGUAAAGUUACUGCUUGGAAUUAAAAUUUACACGAAAGUGCUAUUUUACAAGCAGACUUUAGGAAUGGGACUACUGGCAGGAAUUUUUUCACCAGUGAAAUGCACGGUAAACUUAAAACACAGGAGGCUCGCGACUUUAGGAAAACAGAUCGCUGGGUGGAUGUGUACGCUUCCCAGUUCCUGGUAGCGACCGUCACUGCUGCAGAAUAACUCUGCCCUCUAAGGACACUGGGCUUAAAAGUAGUACACGAAAGCAUCUCUACCCUUGUGUUGGUUUAUCCUCGGGGUCGGACAUAUUUACUAGCUUUCCUCCGUGAUGUUGCGAAGGUUACUAAAUGGUUUUGCCUAAUCCGGUCUUUUAACUGUGGCAUAUUUCAUCCAGCUACUUGUCCACAAAAUCAUUUUCAACGCUCAACCUAUCCACGUCCAAAUACAGACUUAAUUAUGCAUGCGUUUCCCUCACCAGGAAUGGCUUAGUGAGGAGUUUCCGAACACGAGGAUUAUUGGUGUCGACGCCAAUCUGCGGUUCUUCGUCUGGAAUGAAAUCUGCUUCGCCGAUCAGUUAAUGUAAUUUACUCUUUUAAUACUUUUGACGGCCUUUAUUCGACCCACGCAUUAUGGCACAUCACUUUUAUUUGCCUCCGGCGAGCAAUUAUGUAAUUCUUCGGACAGGACCGAAAGUUAGGACGGUUACGUGUUUAGACAUAAACCCAUAAGCGCAGUAUAUACGAGCAUACUCAGACGAGCUGACGUUUAGUUCGUCCACCCUCAUAAGAACACAUAAACAUGUGGAAUAUAUGGCACCAGUCAAAAAAUAUUAUAACAGAAGAUUUAAAGGGUCGGUUUUUUCAAAGGAGUUUGGAAUGAAAAUUAACUCGAAUAUCUCGUUAGUCUGAGCGAAAACCAGUCCAGGCAUGUUCACCCACGAUAUCGAGAAUCAUCUAGGCACAUUUUUUCACAAGGACUCGGACUACCGUGAAAAUCACAUAUCUAAACACUGCUGGAGACACCUGAAGACCACAUGUUGGGUGUAAGUCGAGACUUCAAAUUAAAUAAUCACGAAAUAGAGUCGAUAUUUCCUAAAAGCGGAAUUGCUAACUAAGCUAACCCUCAUGAACCUCAACAACGACAUAUUUCCGAUAUGCGACUUUAGUAAUUAGAAAAGUAUGCGAUAAGGAUACACUCACCUGGGAUAAGUUCCUACCAGAUCAGUAAUUUUUUAUAAAUAAAAGGUCGAUUAAGUCGUGUAGGUAAUUAGAGAAAUCUAGGUAGGUUUGCCGAUUCACGAAGGUGGAAUGGUGGGAAUAGAGGAGGACAAGUAUACACACUCAGUGCCGUCCAGCUAAGAGUACUGUGAGUGGAACUAGAGUCGGGGUGAGCAUCUUUGUCUGAGGGAAGGCCUGAAAAAUUGCCUUCAGUUAGCCGAUUAAUUGGCUUUCGGCCAUGGUAAACGCAGGGCCAGCAUGACUUUAAUUUACGCGUGCAAGAUCACAGGACGUAAUCUAACGGGGGGACGUUUCUGCUGUUGCUAGUUUACGCUGGCCUCAUUUUUUCGCAUAGUUCGGUGAGACAUGUAAAUUCUUCAUCGGGCUUCCCUGGGGCUCACACGAUGUUCGAAAUCAGUCAUGCGUGUGGGGUAGCGUGGCCUUGGUUCAUAACUCCUCCCCUUCUCACCCAUGUUAAUGCGCGGUGUAGAAGGACAUUGGUCAAGUUCAAUGACUAGACUUGAGCAGCUGGAAUGGUCCAUAAAAUGCUCGGCCGAGACGUCUCCUUAGGUGUUCUUUCAGCAGUUUCUUCGAAAGGUAACUUUGCGAAAGAUACUUUUCUGCUCUGCCGUCAGUACAGUGGGUUUUGUCGGACUUUUAGUAAUCUUCCCUACAAUAAAUCGAUCAUGGUACCCGUUCUUUCGAAGUAAAUUCUAGAUCUUCCCAAACUCUCACUUAGUACCACCUAUCGAACAAACGUUUCUAGCCAAAGUGUGCGAAAGCUCUAAAGUUGAGUUAGGUCGGAUAUGAUUAUGUAGCCCUACCUGAAGUAAACAAACCCCAGUCACCUCUAAUACGAGGCAGGUGGUAAUAGAGGUUUUUAUAGGUUGGGCCGGGGAACGCACAGUCGACGAGAGCAAGUACCUGUAUGCAAAAGGAAAGGUAUUGGGAAUGUGCGGUUGUACUUUGAAUACUUGAGAAAUAGUUGCGCUAAACCUUAAACACUAAUCCCUAACUAUACCCCUAACCCUACCCCCUAGGCCUAACCCGUAACCCCAACCGCAACAGUAUUGUGUCCAUCAGGUGGGGCUACCAAACCACAUCUUACGUUGUUUUAUUGCCCCAGCCAGAGUUUCUUCCUAUGAGAGCUUUUCCGAACACCGUCAUCAAGUCUUUUACUUAAAAGCACGUCAGAAAAGGAGAAAACCUACCACUGUCCUCCUCAGGCGGAUGCGCCUGAUUUACAAAGUCUAGGAGAGCAGCUUCCCUAAGAAUAAAUUGACUUGGACAGGACCAAGAGACACCUAAUAGCAAGCCCGUUUACUUGUUUACGCAGAUCGUUGUUAAAAAGUAACUACGCGUUUAACAUGCAAUCAUGUUAUAUUGCCUCGAAUAUGUUUAUUGGUAUUCCCGUUUCCCAAUGAUUGGCUGAUGGGAAUUCGCAGAGUUAGUCGAAUGUUUUGUUGACCGGUUCGUUUAUAGAGUAACGAAAUGCCUAAUGAGAUCAGAAGGCCUAAUGAUGACCAUUAUGGUUGGGCAAAAGACCUUGGCAUCAUCGACGAAUUCGAGGAAAUCCCGGUAACUAAAUGAGCUAGCCAGCAUUGUAGGAAUUUGAAUUUCUCUGCUAACCAUUUCGCUAUCUCAUGGUAAAAGGAGUUUCGCGCAUCCGAAAUCCGACGAACUUGCGUGUAGUUUUUGUGUCUUGAGUUCGUCUGGACAGUAUUUUCCAUUGAUCGCCUACCUAAAUUCUUCUGGUAUGACUACAAUUAACUAAAAUUAGCCAGUGUUGACUUAGAGCGUCGAAUUUUGGCUGCGGAAUCGAAUUUCAUAUCAUGUGUUUGGUCCCAGAAAUUCCUAAAUCUGGUUUCUAGUUCUAACGGAUGAACAUGUCCGCGAGUGAUGCAGAACUUUAAAUUAAGAGGUACUGCUCCGAAAAACCUUUUCCGUAGCGGUGUAGAUUGAUAGUUUUGCACGUACCGGCCUCAUUAUUUUUAGAUACAUUAAUCCCAGGUCUUGCAGUUGCCAUGUCUUAAAGCUUACUCAAAGUAAUUUUCCGCGCCUCUUCGCCCCUCGACACUGCUCAUCCCAACAAUCUCUUCAUCCAUACUACUCACUCCCAGCUGACUAGACAACACUGACUGUCUCCUCCUGUCCUUCCUUAUUCCCCACUUUCCAUCUUCGUGAAUCGAUGAGCUUAACUCGACUUCUGUAGGUACUCGCGUUAUAUAAUUAACUGCUGGUCGGAAUUUAUUUGGGAGACGUUUGCUUGCCGCGUACUCAUUGACUCUUUCAAUAGACUUUUGGAAUAUUUCGUUACCCGACUUUUUUCUUACCACCAAUAGAGUAAUUAAGCCCUACUUAUAUUUGGUUAUUCGUCCAUCGUUCUUGUUAGGAGCGAGUCUGAGAAGCUUUCCUUUGGAGGAUUUACUCCAAGGUCACUCGUAAAUGCCCGAAAAAAUUAAAAAAAAGCAGCAGAGAACGUGCCCGCUGGUUACGUCUUGCAGCUCAGCCUAGAGCCCCCGCAGGCAGUCGCAUUACGACCAGUCUCCUGUGUACCGAUGAUAUCCCAUUCGGAUGACUGUAUUAUACAGUUUCGUUCGAGUCUUGACCUGAACUUAUAUGGUUGAUUUGUGUUGAUGACGUCUAUGCCGAUCUACGACAAUGUAGUGGCGACCGCGCUUUCCUAUUCAUGGGCACGAUAAGUGACACAGGACCAACAUCUGGAUAAAGCCGAACGGGAACUUAACUAUGAUUGAGCUCAGCCACAUCUGAUAGUUGUAUUUCGAUCACAUCGGCCUCCUCCAUUUGUUGCAGCUCGUGCUGUGUGUGUGUGCGUUUUAUUUCUCACUGUCAUCAGACCAAAUCUUGAUUAACCUGAGAAGAUGAAAUACAAGGAAUAACGGAUUUAUCCUGUGCGAAACCACUGGCUACCGUCUCAGGCAGCGGCGGCUCCUGGAGAGACCAUUGCAUGUGUUGGCAGCGUUAAUACCAGCCGGGGAGAGGGAGUGGAAGAAAGUCUGCGUGGUCUGUUACUUUUACUGGUUUGCAGGGGCGAUUUCAAGGGCCUUGUGUUUUGGCUUGCCCGAACUAAGGCACGCCAAUCAUGGACGAUUGCUGCAUUUUUUUGUUUGUGUUGCAGUCGGACUGUUAGGUAAGGGCGUUUGUGAGUGUCCGCUCUGAAGGUGCAUGACGUUCAGACAACAAUGCGUCGGACGAAAUUGUUGCGUGUCGUUUUGGCGGUCAGCUACAGAUCCCGACUCUUUGAUUUCUGACGUCAGUACGGGACUCUGUUUUACGAAUGUACGAGGGUUGCCGAUCUCAACUGACUUGAAUGAUUGUCCGCCCACAGGUCCGAUAGUUCGGUCAAAUAUAGAGACGGAUUGCGCUGACCGGACCCUCUUCCCCUCUUGUAUAUUACAGAAUGACCGAAACAUUCACGUACUAUACUCGAACAUUACAUAGACGAAAUGCGAGCUAUCCUUCCAUUAUGAGCCUAGCCCGUAAUUUGGUGCUUGGGGUUAUCAAAACUACUGACAAAUAGAGUAUAUAUUUUCUCGAGAGGUGUUACUAUCCCCGUAAGGGAGGUUUAAAUGACGGUGUUCGACUCCGUUGCCAUCGUCAACCAGUCUCACCCUUACAACGACAUUAACUCAAACAGCCCACUACUGAGCCACAUGUCCGUCACUUUGUCUGCAAGAAGCUGGGCUAUUAAAACACGGAAAAUUACUGCCCUCCACCAUUGCUGAUUGCAGGCUGGAAAUUGCAUAACUCACCUUUUGCCUUGGCGCUCCGGCCUAGAAUUGUUGCAGGCGAUCGCGUGGCGACGGACGGUCAGGUGUUACGGAAUUGCCCGCAUUCUGUUCCGAAGUGACGAUUGACCCGCCAGCACCAACUCCCUGUUUAUAUAUGAAGAUGUGAAACUGCUUCAGAGAAAUCUAUGUUCUCUACACGGAGUGUUUAAGAUCUGCAACUGGUCCUCCUGAUUCUAACUAAUAAGUCUUGUGACGUUAUUUGGACAGUAAUCAUUCUUUAUGCAGUUGCCUCCGAUCUUGCCUACGUUAAUCUGUAUUUUCUCUCGACUGCGUACAAACGUUAUCCGUAAAUUUUUAGAGGAAUUUGCUUGCGUACUUACUGCACACGAUCCCUGAAAUAGUUCUUAGUAGCGACUGUUUAAUAUUACAACCACUUUUAUAAUUACAAGUCCGCUUUUUUUAUAGACGCAAAAUGAAAAAAAACAUAUGAGAUAUCUGGCUAUGUGAACCAUGCAAAAAUCAUUUAUACGUUUCCUUAACUUUAAGAAUUUGUAAGUAGUAUGCAAUUGUGGGCUCAAACCGAACACAUGUCGACUCUUAUGCACGAAGUUAUGUAGUUUUCACGAUUUUGCUGGACCACUUACUUUGGCACUUGGGUUCAAUCAAAAGGCUUGGCUUCCCUAGUAAUAAUAUUCUACACGAACAUCUGCUUCAGGCGUAGUCUCGACCAAAGGGCACGCAUCAUCUUGCGUCAGCUUCUGGUCGCUGGUGUGGGCGACCGCCCGAUCAUCUGGGUCAGCCACUCGGCUGGAGGUACGUGGUAUAUAAGACUCCGAGUUUUGAAUCAAAUUAAAAAUUCUGACUAUCGAAUCGGUUGUUGAAAGGAAUAAAAGCGAACAUGAGGGACUUAGCUUAUUGUCGAAAAAAGAUGAAAAGGUACAUUCCGGAAGUCUAUGUCUGUUUGUUAUCCUACCUACACCUAUGGUACGUUCUUUGUGAUCUCUGCCCGAGGCCUGAAGUCGUUUUCCGUUCGUGCGCAUGCAGUUACUUACCGAAAAAUGGGAGGGGGAAGAGAGCACUUAGGGGCCGGAGCCAUUGGACCCCAAAAUACGGUGGAUCCGAUGCAAACAAUAUGCGCCUAGGAUUUUGCGCAUGCAGAGUGUAGAAGAUCGUACAAAGACACACAAGUUUCCCUUUUCUCAUAUCUUUCACAAAGUAGAGUCAAGAUAGCAGAUCCCGAUGGAGGUAAACUGAGCAAAGAACAUCCGAAUCUUAGACGUAGACUGCCCGUGUGUUUUAUGAUGGCUCUGAAAAGGGAAAGAAAAGAUUCCCAUUUUCUUCUUCAGUGCUCUAAACCGAAUUGUUUUUUCCUGGCACCGACGACUAGAACUGAUAACUUCAAAAUUACGUCCAAAAACGAACAGAAUCAUCAAAGCUCAGAAAGGUCUUCAGAAAAGGGGUCGCUGUUGGAGAGCCGAAAUUACCUCAGUAUGUUUGAGGUUAUACCGACCUUCUAGCAGUGUGUAACUCAAAAGGGGUUAGAUGAUAGUUGGUAGCCCUCCUGACACCGCAAACUCAUAGCUGCCUGUCAAUCGGGACCGGUGGUAAUAGGGGCUAUACGGGUGGGACAAUUGAGUGGACGGGUAAUUGGCGAUUGUAGUAUAUGCUAGGAAUUGGCGCUCCUGGUAAAGUGGAAGCCUAAUUUAGAUUAGGUGAAAAAUACAAGGAAGGUAUGGCAAUGAGCAAGGAGACUUUGAAGGGUGUGUGGAAUAAAUGCAUCCUAGCCUCAGAUUGAAAUGAAAAGCAAGUGAAUGCGAACAACCAGUGGGAAGAAGGCAACUGGUCCAAAGGUCAUUCUUCAGUGUAAGCGAUAGAACUCCAUCCAAUAAAAUGGACAGAAGGACACGAGAGUCAAGCAGCGGCACGCGGAAUGCCACAACGCAAGUCGGGUAAGACUUUUAUGCGAAAAAUUGGUUUGGGCGGAAGAGGAAAUCCGCAAAUAAUGAGGCAGUCGAAAGCUACCUCUGCUAAUGAAAGUUGAUAAAAGGUUAGCCUCAUUAGCAUCGUUACCGGUGCCAAUCCGCCCGAGAUAGUAUCUCUUCAAUGAAUGAGGCAGUCAAGAGCUACCUCUUCUUAUGAAAGUUGAUGUAGGGAAAGCCUCAUUGGCACCGUUACCGGUGCCCAGGAUAGUACCUCCACAAUGAAUCUGGAACAGGUAAUACAGCACGCAUGCAAAUUUAGAAGCAUAAUGAGGACGUAAUCAUAGCUACUGAAAUCAAGCCAGUAGGUAUAAUUGUGGAUUAUGUGGGCACGGUUGCCAACUCCCUAUUCUAAUGAAAUUUGACAUAGGGCAAGCCUCAUUGUCAUCGUUACCGGUGCAAAUCUCCCCAGGAUAGUACCACUAAAAUGAAUCUUAUACAGGUAAUAGAGCGUGCGCGUGAAUUUAGAAGCAUAAUGAGAACGCAAUCACAGCUACUGAAAUCGAUCCAGUAGGUACCAUUGUGGAGUCUGUGGGAACGGCUACCAACUAUAAUCUUACCUCAAAAGGUACCCUUUUCGGCACCUUUGUGUGCUUUUCAAGUGUAGUCUCUGCUGAUAGCUUUCAGAUAAAUCCAUUUUAGUAAGACAGCGUAUUCCUUUCGGUGGUAACGUUCCUGUCCCACCCCGGCUCUGGAUGGAGUCACGCGGUAUCUGUCCCCUCUUUUGUCAUUCUACAUUCAUCGGUCCUAUCAAAAGUUAUCUAUAAACUCAGAUAAAGUCUUUAAAUUUGACUCCUCUGCUGUCUCUCUGUCUGAAUCAUAUCUGGUCAGUUAUACAGGACAACGGCCCAUUUCGGCAUGCAGGUUGUUUGCCUGUCCGUUUCUUCAGGACUACGUAUGUAAACCUUACUAUAAUCUAAUGGUAGCUAGGUUUUUGGUCUCAGCUGCGUUUUCUGACGUGUUGUAAGAUGAACCAACGAGAAGUUGCUCAGCUUCCAUUAGGUCCAGCUUGCUAGUUAGGGAUAAGGGAGAGACGAUAGAUCGCACCCACCAUAGCUCAACGAUUGAGCACAUGGAGCUUUAACUGCGUUUCACUGUGAUGGUGCAAGCUUCCCUAUGUCUCAUGCCUUUUUUUAAAAAAGUAAUAGCUGAAUAGUAGAAUUACGAAUUACGACAUAUCCUAUCAGUGGAUAGAAAGUUUCACUAUUCCGUAGUUUGCAGUCCGCUACACUGAUCGUUGAGCUCUGCAAACUGGGACAUUUAAUUACCUUUAUGAAGAGAAAUGAAAAAAGUAAGAUACAACAAACUGAUUAUAAUAUUCCAGUGACUUUUGUCUACAUUGAUUUGAACUUGCAUUUUGUUUUCCCCUCCAUCUAAGUGGCGUGAUGCGGCACUCUCGUUGCAAUUUUAGUUAACUCAAAAUGAGGACUCCCUUUUUUAAAUUUACAGCUAUAAAAUAUGCUUUUUCUCCUUUGUAUCGCACUGUCCUAGGCAUAUUAAACAAGGAAAUCUUGCGAAUAUCCGCCACGCACUUUGCUGACUGGACAAAGAAUACGGAUCCAAUUGUACCCUUGGAGCUCUCGGAAGAAAUUUCCAUUCCCUUUAAUUCAUUUGCCUUCUGCGAUAACUGCGAGUCAGAGAACCAAACAGCGUCACCCGCUAAGGUCGUUCAUGUGUUUCCUGAGGUCGCAGAAGUGGCGAAGAAGUCCAGCCUAAUCAUUUUCCUGAGCGUUCCUCAUCGCGGUGGAGUGAACCUGAAUCAUUAUUAUUUAUACCCGAUGAUCACUAAGCUGACACCUGAAGCUCUUGACCUUCGGAAAGGUAAUGGUUGCACUCACUGCGUUUGAAAUAUUUUGUCACGCCCAACACUGCUAUGAUUCUAAGGGAGAUAAGUAAAGUACUCAAGUUUAACAUCGGUGUACAUCCAAGCUGCAAUAUUUUUUCGUCCUUGGUGACCGUGACUACUAUAGUGGCCGAUGGUAGAACUGUCAGCUGAACUUUGAGAAGUCGGCUGUACAACUUCGACCCAGUGUGAAAAUUCCAAAUUUGCGUGGACUUGUUCUUUUCACCGACCGGAACAUCACAAAAUAAUACUAAUCGAUUUGUUUCCUGACUAUGACAAGUUUAAUUAGUGGGAAUCCUGUUCCAAUUGUUCCAAUCAAUUUUGCACUUUCCAUAUGAAUAAUUUGCGGAAAAACUCUACGGUUUAUAAGUUAGCAACGGCUUGUAUGGAAAAUAUAGAAGUACAUUAAGAUUACCGCCAAGCACAAUGGGAGGCCAACCAGCCCUACCUAAAUCUCGGUUUGGGGGCGCCUGGGCUUCGGACCCAUGUACCAACGCUCUAACCACUGAGCCACGGAUUGGUUGUCCUGUCGGUUGCGAUGGUGAAUAUUAACCAUGCUGGAAGUGUUUUCGCCGAUCGGCUUACGGGAGAAGUUUGUUCCGUUGUGGUUUGAGGCUUAAUUUAGAGCUUCGCAUGUGCGCCCAAGUCCCGCCUGGGGCAUGGCAGGCUGAUGGUGGUUAACAGACCAGAAAUGGCCAUACCUGUCAGCCUUGUCUUCGUCGGUAAUCUCACGCUGUCUACAAAGCCAACCGCUGUGCGGCUACCCGCGGGGCUCUAGAUCGAGCCCGCACGUACGAGGGGACAGGCGUGCCUCAUAACCCGAUCGAUGAACGACUUCCAAACAUGUAGGAGCACAUUGAAAUUUGGUGAUGACAUGGAAUACUUAGGGGGUUGGGAAACGCUGCUUGCUUUAUAUUGCUUGCUUUAUAUGUAUGCGGAAGACUUAUCGCUAUGCGUUGGCCGCCUUGCUGCGGUAAAAAAUCAAUUUACUCUGUAGGUUUUUUCCUAUGGUUCUGACUUCUAUUUGAAAAAGGAAGAAGGCCAAAUGGCCUACUUAAUAGGUUGCAAAUAGAAGUCAUGCUUUAGUUAGAAAUUUCCAGGGACCUACUUAUUGCGAAAAGAACCUCAUAUAUCACACCGAAUGCCUAUUUUCGUCUACACCAGUCUGUUUGUGGAAAUGGUCUCUGGUAUCUAAUGAAAGGUGUCAACGGCAGGCGCCCAGCCAUUAGACCGCAAGGUGAGCAGGCAGACGACAUCCCAUCUCCACUUUGUUGGUGCCCUCUUCAGCAGCUCAAGUCCCUGUCCAGAACCUGAAACCUCAAAACCCAGGUGUCCGCGCAUAUGCCACGUCACUGCAGCUCAUUCGGCACAGGGAAUGUCUGAGGAACCAAGAUGUCCGGAGCAUGGGUUCUAUCGCAGUUAUCUGCCCCCAUCAAUAUGCACACGCAUGGACUCCAAGCAGUCAGUGGCUAAAACACAAUCCAAAACAGUUCCGUAGCAAACGAUCUGCUCGCGCCCCUCAGUUUUCCCCUACCAACAAUGACGCGACUCGAAAGUACGAAGAAGCCGAGGUGUUUCCAGGUGGCCUAUCGGUCGUUAGGGUGCCUUUGUACUUUUCGCCUAUACAAAGUUCUUCUGUCAUGAGAAAGUUCAUAAUACUAUUUUUAUGUGCAUUCACCUACACCAGACAACCCAUCAAUUGUGAGUCUGCAUGCUUGGUUCACAAUCUGGGCCUCUCAGCGACCGAUACGAAUAGUUAACAUGGUUGAAACGAAGAAGUUGAGGUUUUCUCCACUCCUACCAGGAAUGAUCAUUGUACCAUACGACCCACGGGGUAAGUCACCUCUCCAUCGUUUGAUGCAGUUUUCUAGGGCCCAGAUUCGUGAACUCUUCCCAGCUGGUGAAUGAAUAGGGAUUCUUGUUGUAAAGUCAAUCCUGUAAAUUUGUGGUAAAACUUGUGUUCUCACCGAAAUUUCCGUUGUAUUUGAGAAUUCGAGACAUAUAUGCAUACCGCUGGCACAUUUUUGCCUUCUAAUAGAACAGCGAACCUAUGCUACUAGCAGAAGGGUGCCUACGAGUUGUGGAGUCAGUAGGAUGCGGCUGAUGCAAGUCCUUUAACUGCGUGUCAAAGAAGUGGAAAGCUGUAUUUCAUUCAGAAGCUUUAGAUGGAUAAAUUUCUUCUCGUGGGAAUAACGCAUGCAUUUUUUGUUUCAGAUGAAGGAUACUCUGAAGUCGUCCAAAUUGCUGCUGAUCACGAAACCAUCUGCAAACCUGAAACGAGAGCAGAUGAAGUCUACGUGCGCAUAGCCACCCUCAUUCGAGACCAAGUGACCUUCACCUAA